Phragmites australis (common reed) is the source of this 6382-nucleotide messenger RNA. Its product is annotated as COP1-interactive protein 1-like. The record is from RefSeq and is a predicted model, not a curated record. NCBI's taxonomy places the organism in Eukaryota, Viridiplantae, Streptophyta, Magnoliopsida, Poales, Poaceae. The transcript is spliced from 11 exons. The coding region runs from base 312 to 6119 and encodes 1935 amino acids.
UCUCUCUCUCUCUCUCUCUCUCUCUCUCUCUGCCCCAACUACCCUGCUUUAAACCCGAGCUACCAGGUGCGGCUCCGCGGCGCCGGAGGGGCGUCUGCCGCGCGGCGGGGGCGGCCGCAUUCGCGCUGGCCGGCGACGUGGUCCAACGGAGGAGGAGGAGCUGCCUCGCGUGCGUCGCAUCCGAGGAAAGGAGAGGGAAAGGAAGAAAGAAAGACGAGACAAAAGAAAGUUGAUCCUUCUACACAUGAGAGGCAUUUAAACUUUAAACUGCAAAGAUUAACUUUUCUGGAAAUUUCCUUUAUACUGUCACAAUGUCAAGAGUACCGAAAUGGAAGAUCGAAAAGACCAAAGUAAAGGUUGUAUUCCGGCUGCAAUUCCAUGCAACAAAUAUUCCAUCAAUAGGAUGGGACAAACUAUUUUUGUCCUUCAUCUCCGCUGAUACAGGAAAGGUAACUUCAAAAACAAAUAAAGCAAAUGUGAGGAAUGGAAGCUGCAAAUGGCCGGAUCCUAUCUAUGAAGCAACACGACUUCUUCAGGAUUCUCGGACUAAGACAUAUGAUGACAAGCUCUAUAAGCUAGUUGUGGCCAUGGGGACUUCACGGUCUAGUAUUCUUGGGGAGGUUGAUGUGAAUCUUGCGGAAUUCGCAGAAGCGCUGAAGCCUGCCUCAAUCACACUUCCUCUUCAUGGUUGCGACUUUGGGACACUAUUACAUGUCACAGCACAGCUUCUCACUACCAAAACUGGUUUCAGAGAAUUUGAGCAGCAAAGAGAAACUGGCACCAGAAGUUCUCAGCAGUUAUUGAACCAAAGAAGUCAUGAUCCUGCUGAAGUUGCUACAGCCUCAUCAGACAUUGGCACCUAUAAGGUUAAUGCAAGGAUUAAGCUAAAAGAAACUUCUCUGGGAUUCCCUUUGGUGGAAGAUUCUGGGGGGUCAACUGAAAACUAUGAAAACUCGUCACAUACUUCAGAUGGCAUUUUUACUGAAAAGAAUGAUCCAUAUGGUGGACAUGAAAUCAGUAGCUUUAGGAGCACAAUCUUGGGUGACCUACCACUUUGUUCUACCAGUCAAAGUCCUACACCAGAGAAAGGAGCACAUUGGGGUAAAGGCCUUUCACCACAAGGGAGCAAUGAUUGUACUCAUGGCUGGAGUCCUGAGUACCCUGCUGAUAAAGAUCUAGCUGCUGCUCAUGAGGAGAAUCACCGACUCAGAACCAGAUUGGAGGUGGCUGAGUCAGCUUUUUCUCAGCUUAAGACAGAAGCAACAUCUCUGGAGCAUGUUACCGACAAACUAGGCACUGAGACACAGGGCCUAGCCCAACAGCUUGCCGUUGAACUUAUGUCACGGAAUCAGCUCACUGCUGAAGUAUCCUUGCUAAGAACAGAAUGCUCUAAUCUGAAACAAGAGCUGGAAGAAAGAAAAUCUCCCAAACUCCCGCAGCAGAAGUCUGAUGCAGAAUGUAAGACUCUGAGUAAGUUCGGAAAUGAUGUUCUUGCAACAGAUUCAGUACAUGAUCUCCAAACUGAAUGGCUGCAAGGUUUGCUGCUUCUUGAAAGUAAACUGCAGCAAACCAGAAACAAUGCUCUCCAUGGACUACAAGCAAGUGAUCUUGAUUUUCUUCUUGCUGAUCUGGGAGCACUUCAGCGUGUCAUUGAGAGCCUCAAGCAAGGUGUUCAGCCAGGACCGAUGAAAGAAAAUCACUAUGAAGAACAUUUGGUUCCACCUUCAAAUGCUGCUCAUCUAACAAGUCCAGGAGGUGAUCAUGGCACCCUCAAGAAAAAUUCUGGUGUUAGUACAGGCACAAUGGAGGAGAAAAUGUGUGAGCUCUUGCAGAAGUUGGAGGACUCAAAAACUGAGAAGGAGAAUCUCCUGGAGAAGAUGAGCCAGAUGGAGCGUUACUAUGAAUCCUUUAUCCAUAAGCUUGAGGAGAGCCAGAAGCAAACAGCAAUAGAAUUGGAAAAUCUCAGGAAAGAACAUAACUCUUGCUUCUAUACAGUUUCUGUCCUCCAAGCUCAGAAGCAAAAAAUGCAUGAGGAAAUGAAUGAUCAGUUAAUGAGGUUUGUUGAGGACAGAACAGCUUUAGAAGCUCGAAAUAAGGACCUUGAGAUGAGGGCUGUUGCGACAGAAACUACACUCAAGAGGGUUCGAUUCAAUUAUUCAGCAGCUGUGGUGCGUCUACAGAAAGACCUUGAGUUGCUGUCAUUUCAGGUUCUCUCUAUGUAUGAGUCAAAUGAAACUCUUGCGAGGCAAUCUUUUCUAGAAGAUUACGAGAGUUUGCCUGAAGAACAUUCAGCUGUAGCAGACUUACGUGGCAAUAAAGAACAUGGACAAUACAGGCUUGAUGUCAAACAAAUUGUACCUGAAGGUCUACAUGCAGAGACAGAACCUCAAGCGUUUUUACAAGAAAAUGGCACUCCGGAUAAAAUGAAUGGCCAGAAAAAUCUUCUUCGGGCACUUAAGAUUGAAGAGCUCUGUUUGAGCUCAGAAUGUCAAAUUAGUAAUGCUGAUUCACAGGGGAACCACAUGGAAGGACCAAAAAGGGCCUCGUCCACAAGGGAAUCUGAGCUUUUAGAAAUGUUUAUUGCCAACAUCGAAUGGCAGAUAUUCUCUGAUGUGCUGCGUGAAUCUCACUAUACUGCAUUGGAUAUAAUUAAGUGCAUGCAAGGAAGGUUGCACAUGCUAGAAAAGCAGCUUCAUGACUCUAAUGAUGCUAGGCAAUCUCUAGUGUUCAAGUUGAACUCUGCACUGGACCAAGCCAAAAGUGUCAAAGAAAGUGAAGCAGGAUACAUUUUGAAGUGUGAUGAUUUGACAGUGAAGAACCAACUAUUAGAAGCAAAACUCCAUGAUAUUACAGUUGAAAAUGCUCUGUUAAUGGAAAAGCUCACAGAUUCUGAAAGGCUUGUUCAGGAACAUAGAGCUUGUGAAAGCAAGUACAAGGCAUGUGCUGAAGAAAGGAAUAGAUUCAAGAACCUUUUAAUGAAAGAAAAUCUACAAACAGAUCAGCUUAAGGAUGAGCUCAGAUCAGUAAGGGAAGAUUUUGAGGCUAUGAAAGAUGAGUUAGAUAAGCAAUCCUCCUUAAAAAAUGAUAUGCAAAUUGUUUCUACAUCCCUUCAAGAUCAACUGGGUGACCUAUGCUCUAAAACUAUAUCUUUGAACAAGAAAGUCAACAUUUCAGGCUUAGACGAGGCAUGUUUGCUACAUGAACUUCAGAACAAGAAUUACACUGCAGUGAUGACAAGCUUGGAAUUCUUCCAGCAACAAAUAUGUAAGGAGGUGCUUCAUCUUCAUCAGGAGAAGGAGGUAGUGGAAGAAAUGUGUGAUGCUCUCCAGAAAAGGUCAGAGAAGGCUGAGUUAGAAUUACUUGAUGUGAAGCAGAAGUUUGUAUAUGAUUUGGAUGCCACAAAAGAGAAGCUAAACUUUUCUGAAGAACUUGUAGAGAAGCUUCAGCAAGAACUGCAGGACAUGGCUCACAAACUUAAGAUUAGCUCUGAUUCUCAAGAAAAGUAUGCCAUUACCAAUUGUGACUUAACAUCAAAGUUGUCACAAAUGGAAGUUGAGUUACAGCACGUAGCUAGUGAGAAUGAGGUUCUUGUUGAAAAAUUGAAAGAAGUUAGUGCCACUGUAGAGGAACUCGAAAGGGCCAAAUUAAGUCUUGCCAAACGUGAGGAGUAUACCCGAACCUUGACCCAGUCUUUACAAUCUAAAGACGAGUCGUUGGUGCAUAUGGAAAGUGAAAUCAAACGUUUACAAGAUGAUUUGAGAUUCACUGAUGAGAAUUUACUAAGAGAAAAGAUACUUAAGGAAGAACUUGAAUCUGCCCUUGCAAGUCUUACAUCACAGCUUGGUGAGAAGGAUCAGGUCCUACUUUCUUUUGAUGAGCACAAAACAGAGUUAAUUCAUCUGACGGACCAAAUUUUGGGCAUGGAAAACGCAAACAGUUUGAUGCAAGAUGCGCUAUCACAGAGUGAGCAGAUCCAAAGGGACCUCAACUACAAGAAUUGCUCUCUCCACUCCCAACUUUCAAAUGUGGAAAACCAGUUAGGAACAGUUCUUGAGGCCAUGCUUUCCAGUGAAGUUGAAGCCAGUUAUAUGAGAAGUCAAGUAAGAGAGGCUGUUGUGCAACUUAAUUUGUUAAGAAAUGACCUUGAGAAACUUCAACUCAAGAACAAAGAUGCUGCUGAAUUAUUACGGGCACAGAUGUCUACUGAAGCGGAAUUAACUGAUCAGAAUGCCACACUUCAAGCAGCUAUCCAUUCUCUUGAAAUCGACCUUCGCAGUGUUAUUCAAGAGAAGGAAGGUCUUGAGGAGCUUAUGAAAGGAAAUAAGGAAGCAUUGACUCAAGUUAGUAAUAACAAGUCUCGGGAUAUAGCAGUAUUAAUCAAUAACAGUGAGAGAGUAUUGAAGUAUCAAGAUGAGAUUUCACAGCUUAGAGUCUUGGUGACAGAUCUUGAAGAGCUGGUUGAUGAUCUAAGAUCUACAAAAGAUGAGAUUGAAAUUCUAAACAUGAUUCUUAGGUCAAAAUUGAUGGAACAACAUGCUGAGAUGUCAUCAUUGCUCCAGAAUCAUGGACAUGAGUUGACAAAUUUAAAAGAACAGAACAAGGAUCUCACUCAAAAACUUGCUGAACAAAGUCUGAAGACAGAAGAAUUCAAGAAUCUGUCUAUCCAUUUGAGAGAGCUAAAAGAAAAGGCUGAAGCCGGAAGAAAGGAGAAAGAGGGAUCACUAUUUGCCAUGCAAGAUUCCCUAAGAAUUGCAUUUAUUAAGGAGCAGUAUGAAUCGAAGGUUCAAGAGCUGAAAGGUCAAGUUUUUGUCUCUAAAAAAUAUGCAGAAGAGAUGCUUCUGAAGCUGCAAAGUGCUUUGGAUGAAGUUGAAACUGGGAGAAAAAAUGAGAUUUCUCUUGCUAAGAGGAUUGAAGAGUUAUCAAUGAAAGUUUCUGAAAUGGAGGUGGAGAUGCAGGAUUUAUCAGCUGAUAAAAGAGAGUUGUCCAAUGCAUAUGACAGCAUAAUGACAGAGCUGGAAUGCACAAAAUUAAACUUAGAUUGCUGCAACGAAGAAAAGCAGAAGAUUGAAGCCGAUCUUCAGGGGUGCAGUGAGGAACGUAACAGAAUAAGGGUGGAACUUGACUUGGUUAAGAAGUUGUUGGAGAAUAUGGCAUUAACUGAGAAUAACAUAUCACAUGAUAAUUCUGGAUCACGCGCUCGAGGCACCACAUCUAUCGGGCGUAUUCUGGGAGAUGGAAAGUUCGAGUCUGCAUCAAAGGCUACACCAAAUACAACAGAAAUGGAUUCAGGAUUACAGGAAGGUGAAAUCCGGAGCAAUGAUAAUUCUGGAUCACGCACUCGAGGCGCUACAUCUACCGGGCAUAUUCUGGGAGAGGGAAAGUCUGAGUCUGCAUCAAAGGCUACACCAAAUACAACAGAAAUGGAUUCAGGAUUACAGGAAGGUGAAAUUCGGAGCAGACGUUUGGUAUCAAGUUUGUCUCAAGUAGAAUGUAUCAACUCUAUAGCAUGCAAGAACUUGGAGAAUUGCGACAAGGAAUGUGAAUCAUCAGUAGAGAAUCAUUUGAAUUGCAACAAUAACAACAAAGAUAUUUUUAAAGAGCAUAAGAAAUUAGCAUCGGACUUGAGCCUUUUCCAGGAGGAGCUGGAAAGGUUGAAAAAUGGGAAUUUAUCUCCUCUUCUUCCCCUGGACAUUAAUCUGAUUGAUCCAUCACUCAGUAGUUUGGAAAGGACGUUAUCACAACUUGAUAUGGCAAAUGAGCAUUUGCAAAGUAUUUUUCCUUCAUUUAAAGAGCUUCCUGGAUCUGGCAAUGCCUUGGAAAGAGUACUCGCCUUGGAACUCGAGCUCGCAGAAGCACUCCAAGCAAAGAAGAAAACAGACAUCCUUUUCCAGAGUUCAUUCUUGAGGCAGCACAAUGACGAAGCAGCAGUCUUCCAAAGCUUCAGGGACAUCAAUGAACUGAUACGAAACACUAUGGAGUUGAAGAGAAGGCAGGUGGCAGUAGAAAGUGAGUUAAAAGAGAUGCAGGGCAGGUACUCAGAGCUCAGUGUGCAGUUCGCCGAGGUGGAGGGAGAGAGGCAGAAGCUUGAAUUGAAUAUGAAGAACCGAACACCUAGGUAAUCAUAGGAACCAAAGAGAAAACUAAAGAAAAAAAGGUCAGCCGGUUGCAGACUUUGUAGAAAUCUUCUGCGAUGGCAAUCGAAUACAUUUUGUAAUGUAAAUAUCAGUAGAAUCUCAGCAUCUGUAUCAAUUGUAGUUUGUAGAGUUGUAUGUGAUAUACAUAAAUGUAACACCUUGUACAAGCCCCUUCAGCUCAGCAACAAUCUUGUUAACUAAUUGUUUUGUGCCAACAACCAGCAGCCUUUCAAGAGCGUAUUCACAUC